Molecule: messenger RNA, 1611 nt
Organism: Chanos chanos (milkfish)
Lineage: Eukaryota; Metazoa; Chordata; Actinopteri; Gonorynchiformes; Chanidae
Product: oocyte zinc finger protein XlCOF6-like
Exons: 3
Coding region: 1-1611 (536 amino acids)
Biological process (GO): regulation of gene expression
Cellular component (GO): nucleus
Source: RefSeq, a predicted model, not a curated record
AUGAAGAGAAUCUUCUUUAACGUCGUUUCUGCUAUCACAGAAUUGAUGUUGGACAUAAAGCAGGAGAAUGUAGACGAAACUGCGGAUUUCUCUCAUUGUGACGAGUCUCCAUCCCCAGGAUCUGAUGACGAGGUGAGUUCUUCUGAAGAGGGGACACAGCGACACCUGGUGGAGAAAGGAAAGAGAACACACCGCUGCUCUGAGUGCAAAAAGACCUUUAGCAGUUUCAGUAAUCUUUUGAAGCAUCAAAGAGUACAUACUGGAGAGAAGCCUUAUAAAUGUAUGCAGUGCGGUAAGACCUUUACCCAGAAAGGAAACCUCAAAAUCCACCAGGUGGUACAUACGAGAGAAAAGCCUCACCAGUGCUUUAAGUGUGGGAAACAGUUCAGUCUGUUGAACACACUUAAAGUGCAUCAGAGAGUACAUACUGGAGAGAAGCCCUUCCAAUGCACUCAGUGUGAUAGGAGUUUUAGUGAGGCAGGCAAUUUUAGAAAACAUCUCAGAACUCAUUCGGGAGAGCGGCCUUACCCGUGUUCUCAGUGCGAGAAGAGUUUCGCCUGUCGAGGAACCCUUCAGUUACACAAGAGGAUACACACGGGUGAAAUGCCUUACCAGUGUGCACAGUGUGGGAAGCGUUUUAGACAAAAAUCUGCCCUGAGAACGCACCUUAAAAUACACACAGGCGAGAAACCUUAUCACUGCACCGAAUGUGGAAAGAGUUAUAAUCGUUCGGGAACUCUUAAAAAACAUAUGCAAGUACAUGCUGGAGUCAGGCGCUUUACGUGCUCCCAGUGUGGGAAAAAAUUCUCCCAGUUGGCACACCUUCAAGUUCACGAGAGAGUGCAUACGAGAGAGAAGCCUUACAAUUGUACACAAUGUGGCAAGAGUUUCACCACCAGUGGACAUUUGAAAAUCCACCAGAGAAUACAUACUGGCGAAAGGCCGUACCACUGCUUUCAGUGUGGGAAGAGUUUUGCUGUGUCUGUGUCAUUAAAAAAGCACCAAAGAACGCACACUGGAGAAAAACCGUACCAUUGUUCUCAGUGCGGUAAGAGAUUCUCAAAAGCAGAGACUUUAAAAACGCAUAUGAGAAUUCACACUGGAGAGAGGCCUUACGAGUGCUCCGACUGUGGGAAGACUUUCAGCGAGUCAGCAAGACUGAAGAUCCAUCAGAGACAACACACUGGAUAUGCACCCUAUUGGUGCACAGACUGUGGGAAGAAUUACACGACGGCAAAGGGUCUUGAAAUUCAUAUUAGGACUCACACUGGAGAAAGGCCUUACCGCUGUACAGAGUGUGGGAAGGAUUUUAGUGAAAUUUGGAAUCUGAAACAACAUCAGAAAAUACACACUGGUGAAAAGCCACAUUGCUGCGCCCAGUGUGGGAAGAGGUUCAUACAUAAAUCAGACCUCACGAUACAUGAAAGGACACACACUGGGGAGAAACCGUAUGAGUGUCCUCACUGUGACAUGAGGUUUACGUGUAAGAGCAACUUAAGACAGCAUCAGCGAAUACACUCGGAAGAAAAGCGCUAUAAAUGUUCUCUUUGUGAUGUAAGUUUUCGUCAGUCGAAAUCUUUGAAGCAUCAUCAGAGAGUCCAUUCAGGUUAA